AUGUACUUCCAGAUCACCUUGUCCAAUAAGGACAACUCACUGAGCUUGUCAUUCACAUAUAGGCAUGCAACUUUGUAUUUGGAGGCAAUGGAAGUCAUGCACAUGGGGGAUGCUAGCGCUGCAUGUUAUGACCACGUCAAUGCUGGUCUCGAUGCUUUGCUGUUAAGUUCGGCACCACUAGCAGAGGUGAGGGACGGUUUGGCUUUCGAGGACCAACUGGCCGUAACGGCAGAUGCAAGGAAGGGUAAGGAAAUAGCAACUGCAAGUGCUGACCAUGACGCGGGGCAUAGCCAGAGUGCUGGCCAGUCUGCUAGCAUAAACAAACUUCAAGGGCUUGGUGCACCUAACAAGCAUAGAGGCGCUGGCAGGCCGACGAACAGUCGGGACAAAGCCACAUACGAAGGUUUAAGCAAGCGCACCAGAUUCUGUAGCAUCUGUCGGUGCGAAGGUCAUAAGAAGACCACGUGCCCGGAAAGGGGUGAUACACCAAAGAAACCACGAAAACCAGCAAAAUGCAAGAAUUGUAGGAUCGAAGGACACCGGCGGAACACUUGCAAGCGGCCGCUUGGUUUGGCUGAGCAAUGA
This is a messenger RNA of Triticum turgidum subsp. durum (durum wheat), 585 nucleotides long. The record is from the annotation of a GenBank genome assembly. Lineage: Eukaryota; Viridiplantae; Streptophyta; Magnoliopsida; Poales; Poaceae.